CACAAACAGUUACCCAAAGUCGUGGUCCUUAUCAUGCAGACGUGAAUAAGUGAAAGACAUGUUUUUUCCAAAGACGAGACAAGAGUUCCUGAUGUUUCAUUGCAUGACUAAUUAGUUUCGGAUCAGUUGAAAUUGACUGAAGGGCCAUUAGCUAAAAUGCACAGAGAAUCCUCUGGACAAAAUCAAUGGUUUGGAGCCCCUCUGUGGACAACCGUGGUUCGACAUGCCUUCAUUAAAACAAAAUGCAAAUCAAACGUAAGAUUAAGAUUUUUUAAAAAAUAUCGCGAGGCGAAAAUGUAUAUGAAAAUCAGGACUUUAGUGUCCCUCUUUCUGUUAAAAAUAUGUAUUUCUUACAACACUGACGCAUGCGUCCUGACUUUCACGUGACUGGACCUUAUCGAAACCCGGAAGUACUCUGAAGGUCUUUGGUAAUGGCUGGAGUUUGGUAACAGUUCAGCGUUCGAGGUCCGUAGUAAACGUGAAAAUGGGUGUUAAAAUAGAGGUGUUCAGAAUGAUGCUAUAUCUGUCCUUUCCUGUGACCAUGUUUUGGAUCUCAAACCAAGCAGAGUACUUUGAAGAGUAUAUAAUAAAAAGGAAGAGGGAAAUCUUCCCCCCUGACGAGGAAGUGCAGAGGAAAGAGUUGGAAAACUUCAAGGAGCGAAUGCGAGUUCGUAAGGAGCAGCGGAUAUUAAAAAAUUUUUCUGAGGAAUCUGAGAACUGAACAUAAUGUGCCAAACAAGGCAAUACUGAUGCAGGAUUAUCUGAAAGUGAUUUUUGGACAGAAGAAAAAAUGGUUGGACUGGAGUGAAACCAUGUCACUUUGGAAGUCUCUGCAAAGAUCCAAUAUCCUACGGUGUGCUGCAAAUUUUCAAAGAAUGACUUAUAUGCCUCCUGUUGUUUCAUUUUGAUGCAUCUGUUUCACACAAGACUGAUCAAAUCCUAGAGGGGUUUUAUCUUUAAGUUUCUAUCAUUACACUGUCAUUAAAUAAUUAUUGUAUUUGUACAGCUAGUGACAUCUUAUGUAAUUAUUAUUUAUUUUGUAAGGUGCAGUGCCUGUAAGUCUGUUCCGCUUGUUAGAUUUUGUUUUCAUGUUUCAAAUUUUGCAACAUUGAGUCACAGAUGAUGUAGUUAGGCUUUUUUGAGACACAUCAACAGAAAGAUAUUCAGGUGUAAAACAAAUCUUUAUAAACUCAAAUAAAAUUAAACAAACACGUAAAACACAAAGUAAUUGAUUUUGUCCUGAAAUUUUCACCUGCUUUCCCAGUGCUGCUGUAAAUUAGUUCACUGAAAACCACGCAGACAGCCUCAUGACCUCAUCUCUAUAAGCAGACUCAUCUCUGAGAUGAGCCCGACAACAGUGGUCGUCAGCAAACUUAUAUCCCUGGUACCUCUCUUCAGGUCAGACUUGGUUGGGGGCCAAGUCUGACCUGUCCCCUAACCUGACGGCUGUGUUGAGGCUCUUGAGGAGAGUCUGGACCUCACUACUGGCCAUUCAGGGUUUCUGGUUGGAAAAAACCUGGAUUCGUUUGUUGGCAGUGACAGUGUCAGCAUAGUUUUUGAUAUAGAAAAGUACAGUGUCUGUGAAUUCCUGUAGGUUGUGAUGUUCAAAUAAUUCCCAAAAAGUCCAUGCAAAACAGUCCUGCAGCCGACAGAGAGCUCCCUCAGGCCAUGUUUGUAGUCUUUGUCUCUGGCUUUGUUUUCCUUCUGAGUGGGGUGCAUAUGGGGAUGAGGGACAAGCAGAGAUGAACAGAAUUGGCAAGAUGGGACAGGGGACUGGCUCUAUAGGUAUGUUUAAUAUUUGAAUAAACGUGAUCCAGUGUUUUA
Amphiprion ocellaris (clown anemonefish) is the source of this 1824-nucleotide messenger RNA. RefSeq names its product protein PET100 homolog, mitochondrial. The record is from RefSeq and is a predicted model, not a curated record. Gene Ontology annotation, biological process: mitochondrial respiratory chain complex IV assembly. Bases 485 to 721 code for a protein of 78 amino acids. NCBI's taxonomy places the organism in Eukaryota, Metazoa, Chordata, Actinopteri, Pomacentridae. The transcript is spliced from 4 exons. Gene Ontology annotation, cellular component: mitochondrial inner membrane; mitochondrion.